This is a messenger RNA of Lasiodiplodia theobromae, 606 nucleotides long. Its product is annotated as WSC domain containing protein. Lineage: Eukaryota; Fungi; Ascomycota; Dothideomycetes; Botryosphaeriales; Botryosphaeriaceae. Bases 1 to 606 code for a protein of 201 amino acids. The transcript has 2 exons. The record is from RefSeq and is a predicted model, not a curated record.
AUGGCCCCCAUCUCCGCCCUCUUCUCGGCCAUCCUUCUGCCCGCCCUCGCCUUUGCGCAAUCGAGCAGCACCACCAUUUCCGCCUCGGAAUCGAGGACCACGUCGACCGCCACAUCCAGCUCGGCCAGCACCAGCGGCACCGCCACGUCGACGAGCACGAGCGCCUACCCGUCGGCGACGCUGGCCAUCAACCAGGGCAGCAGCGGCUACGAGUACGCAGGCUGCUGGAAUGAGACGCAGGGCUUCGUGCAGGGCGGCGGCGUGCGCGCGCUGUCGGGCGGCAGCAUGAACGCGACGGACGAGAUGACGCCCGAGUGGUGCUUCGACUUUUGCGGCGGCUCGCAGUACGCCGGCCUGGAGUACGGACGAGAGUGCUGGUGCAGCCCCUAUCUCUCGAGCCUGUCGACCGAGCUGCCCGAGGGCGCGUGCGGCAUCCCAUGCAAAGCAAACGAGACCGAAGCAUGUGGUGGCUCGUGGGCGCUGUCGCUGUACAACCGGACGAGCGGCGCGGCGAGCUGGGGCGCCGGCGCAGGAAGGCAUGCUGUCUGGAGCGCCGUGGUCGUCGCGGGAAUGACAGCUGCGGCUGGAUUUGUCAUGGAACUGUGA